This is a messenger RNA of Girardinichthys multiradiatus, 1163 nucleotides long. RefSeq names its product tetraspanin 37 (gene tspan37). The transcript is spliced from 8 exons. Gene Ontology annotation, biological process: immune response; immunoglobulin production. Bases 53 to 991 code for a protein of 312 amino acids. Gene Ontology annotation, cellular component: membrane. The record is from RefSeq and is a predicted model, not a curated record. Lineage: Eukaryota; Metazoa; Chordata; Actinopteri; Cyprinodontiformes; Goodeidae.
AACACUGCAGGACUCAGAUCUGUCAGUCAACCCAGCAGAACCAACAAGCACCAUGACUCUCAUCACCAUCCUGAUCUGGACGCUGCUGACCUGCUGCUGUUUUACAGGAUGCAGCGCUCAGGUCACGUCGAUCGUCGCUCGGCGACCCCAGAGUUUAAAAAUGUGUGGUGAGAGAGGAAACCCGCUGAAAACGAUACUUCAGCUGAUGUGUCAACUUCUGUGGGUGGAGGGGAUGGUUGUGGCCAUGGGUGGAGUCUAUCUUCUGAUGAAGUACAGACACUACAGCUUGUUUUUUUCUCAAACUUACAUCCUCCUUCCAGCAAUCUUCACGCUCUGCAGCGCUGCAUUUCUGGUCCUCACCGGCUUCCUCGGAACGUGGCUGAGCCUCAGAGAUUCCCGCUGUCUGCAAGGACUGGUGAGGUUAUCCCUGUCACUGUGGGAACUUGGAUGUUUACAAGAGAUUUGUCUGCACGUGCUGAAACAUUUUCUUCUCCAGUUUGUUUAUCUGCUGGUGGUGAUCUUUUUCCUGGAAAGCACUGCCUCUGCACUGGCCUUGGUCCACUCUAGAAAGUUGGAUUCUGAGACAGCACCUCUCAGCAAGGUGUUUCAGAAUUACACCGGCAGCAGUCAAGACAUAAACUCUCGGGCUGUUGAUGCUACUCAGCAGGAGCUCCAGUGUUGCGGGGUCAGCAACUACACUGACUGGCUGGACACCUCUUGGUUCAAUCAAACUGGUGGAAAACUGGUUCCUCGCAGCUGUUGUAAUGCUACUUUCCACUCAUGUACUGGUAGUGUGGAGCAGCCAUGGCAGCUUUACCCUCAGGGCUGUCAGGUGAAGCUGGAAAUGGCUUUUCAGUUCAUCCUGAGUUUUAUCAUGUGGUGCGCUCUCCUGGGUUUUCUCACUGAGGUGGUCUUGUUUUUUACAAUGGGACGGAUGAUGAUGAUGAUGAAUCAACAACCUUUUAAAUAUCAAGCACUGGACGACAGCUAAAGACAGAGGAAAGCACUUACCUACUGUUCCCUCCAUUGUUUUAGUAUUUAAAUAUAAUUGCAUUCAAAAUGACAGUACCAUGUUACUGUAAAAAGAUGAUAGUAUUGCUUUUAAUACACUGUGAGAUAUUUGACUUCUGAAUGGUCAAUAAAAACAACAGAAACCAAACCUA